CUGCUAGCAGAAUGUCUUCUCUCUUUUGUUUCUUGGCUUUCUUCCUCGCUGUGCAGAACAUCGAUGCAGAGCGUCCGAUUGAAGUAAGAGUGAUAACCAAUCAGCUGUUCCAUCGCCAUUUGAAUGACAUGCAUAUAAAAGUGUUCAGAAAUAUGCUGGACGAGUACAUCGGCACUAAAGGUAUCAAUUUUGCGGAAGAGGAGAUUCAAGAGAGGAUUGUGGACGAGGGAGGCAUGUUCGCUGUUCGCUACAUUCUGCGUGAUUUUGACUGCGAUGAGCUGAUCGAACUUGCACGUGAUGGUAAAAGCAGGACCGACUUUGUAUCAGCCGUCAAAAUCAAGUGCCCGUGCAGAUCCGAGAUUGUGAUUGAUUCUACAAAUAUGAACCAAUAUGAGAACAUGAAUCAGUAUCAAUAAAUGAUAAUUAACUGCUGUUGGUCUGUG
Messenger RNA from Cylicocyclus nassatus, 443 nucleotides. The record is from the annotation of a GenBank genome assembly. NCBI's taxonomy places the organism in Eukaryota, Metazoa, Nematoda, Chromadorea, Rhabditida, Strongylidae.